AUGACAGUGUUAUUCAUAAGACAAAAUGAGAGCGACGAAAACGGUUCAUAUCCGUUAUUCGGGCCAUUUGGUAUCGCGUUUUACGACGUCGAUGAAGGAAAUAUAGUAGAUAAUACCACGUACGCAGUCAAAAUAGUUCUAAGUGUAUGUCUAAGUAUUUCAAUGGUGUUGAGCCUCAUUGGCAACGUUACGGCUAUAGCUGCAUCCUCUGUCUUCUUUUGGUUACCGUACUGUGUGAUGCGAGUAAUGACGAUAUAUCCAAACUUUGACUAUGAAGAUAACCAAACCGUAUGGAAGAUAGUUAACUUUUUAUGCUACAACGGAUACGUAUCGUCAGCAGUGAACCCAAUUCUGUAUAGUUUGAUGUCACGAAAAUUUCGGAAGGCAUUCAAUGUUCUCUUAAAGGGAGGGCGGACGUUGCAACGAAGCGGAAAAAAAAUAAGCCUUAUUACACAGAAAAAUUUAGACGUUACAAUAAUAACGUCAUAG
Messenger RNA from Arctia plantaginis, 489 nucleotides. The record is from the annotation of a GenBank genome assembly. Lineage: Eukaryota; Metazoa; Arthropoda; Insecta; Lepidoptera; Erebidae.